AGUUUUUAUACUUUAUAUUAUUCAUAAAUAUGAAAAAACACGCUCUCCUAGCAGAACAUUAUAAAAAAGAAAAACUAUUUCAAAAUGUAUAUACGACAUUUCGACCAAAUUUAAAAGUUUCGCCAAUCACUGGAAAAUUUUAUGCAUAUCACGAGGCAACAAUUAACAAAGGAAAUCCACAUGAACACUAUUUACAACUUUUGGCGUUAGCAAAAUUAUUGGGUCCGAAAAAUAAAUAUGAUUCUCCUAAAACUGAAAAUCAAAAAUAUGGAUGGUUCGAGACAACUUUUACUCCACGAAAUAAAAAUAUACUACUUUUUCCAAGAGUUGAAACUCCUGAAAUUAAAUUAGAAAUUAUUUUAAAGAAAAAUUUAAAAAAAUAACAAAAGAAUUUAUUAUAUUACAACUUACAAAUAUAAUUAAAAAUAUACUCAUACACAAUCAGUAUUACCUUAAUAAAAUAACAUAUUUAUGUUUUGAUAAAAAUCAAA
Molecule: messenger RNA, 491 nt
Organism: Daktulosphaira vitifoliae (grape phylloxera)
Lineage: Eukaryota; Metazoa; Arthropoda; Insecta; Hemiptera; Phylloxeridae
Exons: 3
Coding region: 30-383 (117 amino acids)
Cellular component (GO): ciliary base
Source: RefSeq, a predicted model, not a curated record